Cynara cardunculus var. scolymus (artichoke) is the source of this 2123-nucleotide messenger RNA. Its product is annotated as cysteine--tRNA ligase, chloroplastic/mitochondrial. Gene Ontology annotation, molecular function: ATP binding; cysteine-tRNA ligase activity. Gene Ontology annotation, cellular component: cytoplasm. The coding region runs from base 111 to 1826 and encodes 571 amino acids. Gene Ontology annotation, biological process: cysteinyl-tRNA aminoacylation. The transcript has 9 exons. NCBI's taxonomy places the organism in Eukaryota, Viridiplantae, Streptophyta, Magnoliopsida, Asterales, Asteraceae. The record is from RefSeq and is a predicted model, not a curated record.
UUUUGGCAGUUCCUAAGUUUUCAGCAUCUAUGUCCAGUUAUCACUUUGAACCUCUAUCCGGAGCACAGACUACUUUUUGAAGCUUGGAUUCCACUUCCAGAGAGCCGAAAAUGGCUGCUCUCCAAUUCUUCAAGUGUUACAAACCCUUGUUCCGAAUCCAAUCUCGAAAAAUCUUCAUUACCAGUGAUAGUAGUAACAAGAGUUUUCUGAAAACCAACAGGAAGAUAGUUAAGUUUCUUUGUUCUUCUUCCAUAUCGUUGGGUCACUCGAAUUCUUCGAAAACCAGCGGGUAUUGUGAGGAUGAUAAGAAAUCGGAAAAAAAUCAAUUAUGGUUGUAUAAUACGAUGAGCAAAGAGAGGGAAUUGUUUAAACCCAAGGUCGAUGGUAAAGUUGGAAUGUAUGUUUGUGGUGUUACUGCUUAUGAUCUCAGCCACAUUGGUCAUGCUAGGGUUUACGUUUCGUUCGAUAUCCUCUUCAGAUACCUACGGUUCAUGGGAUAUGAAGUCAAUUAUGUUCGAAAUUUUACCGAUGUUGAUGAUAAGAUAAUUGCUCGAGCAGGUGAAUUGGGAGAGGAUCCAAUCAGUUUGAGCAGACGCUUUUGUGAAGAGUUUCAUCGGGAUAUGGGAUAUCUUCACUGCUUGCCUCCUACUGUUGAACCUCGUGUUUCUGAUCACAUGCCUCAAAUCGUUGAUAUGAUAAAACAGAUUCUUGACAAUGGACGUGCCUACAGAAUUGAAGGUGAUGUAUACUUCUCUGUCGAUGAGUUUCCUCAAUAUGGACGACUCUCAGGGCGGAAGUUAGAAGAUAAUCGAGCUGGUGAGCGUGUGGCAGUGGACUCGAGGAAAAAAAAUCCAGCUGAUUUUGCUCUGUGGAAAUCUGCAAAGGAGGGUGAGCCUUUCUGGGAGAGUCCAUGGGGACCUGGAAGACCUGGAUGGCAUAUCGAAUGCAGUGCAAUGAGUGCUGCUUAUUUAGGUUACUCAUUUGAUAUACAUGGUGGUGGAAUGGAUCUUAUUUUCCCCCACCAUGAAAACGAAAUCGCUCAGAGUUGUGCUGCAUGUGACAAGAGCAAUAUAAGCUAUUGGAUACACAAUGGAUUUGUGACGAUUGAUUCACUGAAAAUGUCCAAAUCACUUGGCAACUUUUUCACAAUUCGGCAGGUUAUAGAACUUCAUCAUCCAUUGGCCUUGAGACUUUUUCUGAUUGGAACACACUAUCGAUCUCCUAUCAACUACUCUGAUGUACUACUGGAAAGUGCUUCUGACCGUGCUUACUACAUAUAUCAGACCUUGCAAGAUUGUGAAGAAGUUGCAGGCCAGCAGCUUGACCCAAGUCAGAAAGAAAAUAUACCUACAGAAAUAGUUGAUUGCAUAAAAAAAUUCAAUGAUGUUUUUCUUACUUCUAUGUCCGAGGAUCUUCAUUCUCCAGUUGUAUUGUCUGCAUUGUCCGAACCUCUGAAAACUGCCAAUGAUCUUCUGCAUACUCGUAAGGGGAAGAAGCAAGGAAUGCGAAUACAGUCACUUGCUGCUUUGGAGAAGACCGUCAGGAAUGUCCUCAACAUUCUAGGGCUCAUGCCAACAAGUUACCAUGAGGUUUUGCAGCAGCUAAGGGAAAAGGCGCUCAAGCGUGCAAAAUUGACCGAAGAUCAAGUUCUUGAAAAGAUCCAGGAAAGAAAUGCAGCACGGAAGAACAAGGAGUAUGAACGAUCAGACGCAAUUAGAAAAGACCUGUCUACACUCGGUAUUGCUCUCAUGGAUACCCCCAACAGCACAACCUGGAGACCAGCUGUUCCGCUUGCUAUGCAAGAACAGUGUGUCCCAGAAUCUUGAAAUUGUUCUGAUGCUUGGUUGAGAUGAGACCGAUCUCUACUAUCGUGUAAUUAUACGACGGUGAAAGCAAACGGAAUCACUUUGUUUUGUUUCAGAUAGUGUGGCUGGGUCCCGAUUCAGGGUUACUCUCUGAUUAGUACGGUUUGGUUUGCGGUUUUAGCUACAAGAACCAAAUGAACUAGAUAAUUUGUGUUUAUAUGUGAUUCUAUCUUGUAUCAGAAUCAUUCAUUUUAAUUACAUUUAUAAAGCAGAAUAAUCAACACUCGUUAUUCGUAAUGCUAUUUUGAGGAGUUUCUA